AUGCUCAUCGAGGAAGGUGAUGAGACAGCACUUGCCAUACAAGAGUUCGAGGAUCAGGUGAUCCACGUUUGUCAGGAUUCACCUGAACUGGCCAUGGCGUUCUCCACGUACCAGGAGGCACGACAGAAGCUUCGAGACAAGUUUCGCAGCCGAGGGUUUUGGUCCCUUCGUCAUGGAAAAGGGAAAGGCAAGAACAAGUCAAAGAAGGGCAAAGGCCCCAGAAAGUAUCAGAGUCUUGCAGAGCGCAUAGCAAGCUCUACCUGUCGCGCCUGUGGAGCAAGAGGCCACUGGAAGGAUGAGUGCCCGCUGAAGGACAAGAAUGUGACUGCAGAUGCGAACGUGAUCCUCACGGAAGAGCUCUCAGGGGGUGGUGAACUUCUUGAUGAACUUCCUGGCCAUGAUCUUGCCAAUUGGCAGAACCAGAUCGGCUUCAAAGUCAGUCCGCUCUUUCUCAAGCUGACAGCCAUGACUCUUCCAAGUGCCUCGGGAACGCCAUUUCCGGGACUCCAGACAGAGAUGCUAGAUGCGAUGCUGUCCGGAGAAGUGGAUGCCUCUCUGGCCUUCGAAGAUCGACAACUACCAGAGAUCAAAAGUCGUCGCCCUCCAGGUGUGAUGACCUUGAAGGAGUGGGGUCAGUUGAAGUUCCCGGAAGGGAAGUGGCGGCACAAGUCCUUCUUUCAGGCAUACCAGGAGGACCCAAAGUACGGCAAGUUCAUGAAGGAGCACAGGAAACUGGUGUCAGCUUGGGCACUGAGUUUUCAGGCUUACGUGGAAGCCAUGGACAGGAUGCAGGAAGAUUGCUCGAAGGCCUUCUACCAGGAGUAUGCCAGACAGUGGGCCAAAGCCGAGAUGUCCAAGACGUAUCCGAAGGCAGAGAUCGAGAAGAGUCAAGGACCAGAGUGGGAGCUGUUGACAGGAGGGGUGACAUCGCGUCCGAUGAGCACGAUGUCAUCACCAAGUCAGAAGCGCCCCAUGGAAGAAGAGCAGUCGCAGAUGGCGAUCGAGGUGCAGCAGAAAGAGGAGAUGAUCACUCGCAUGGCGAUCUUGCAGCGCGAGAUGGACAAGAUCAAGGCCGACUUGGAGGGUCAAGCUGCGCUUUGGAAAGUUUUGGAGGAAGAGCGACCGAGAGAAGUCUGGAUGGCACCAGAAUGCAAAUAUUGGGGCAACUUCAGUCGCAGAAACAUGGGCAGGUAUCACUGCAAACAGACACCAGCAGGUGACCACGGAUGUGCAGCCGGUGAAUAUUGGGAUGGCAUUUUUAAGAAAAUUGAAACCAUGGUUCCACGGGUAGGCAAACGUGUUUUGGAUGAUGAUGGGGUUUUAGCUCAGAUUCAGAAGGGGGCCCCAAACUUGAAGGUUCAGAGGGUUGAAGCCUGUAGGGGAACUGAGAGGUUGCGCCUUCCUGGAGCUGAUGCGGACCCAGAAACCAUCCCGUUGAGAUUGACCGUGGUCAAAGACCGCAUCACGGGUCAGUCAAUGGUACUUGGCCCAGCUGAGGAAUGGGCUGCUCUGCCAAAAAGGCAGCAAAUUCGAAAGGGUCAAUCUGCAAAGAUGAGCCUCACCAUUUUUGGAAGUUUUCCAAAGUCAGGGGAGCUUGAGACAAUGGGGUCUGAUAAGGAAGCAGGCAUGCGGAACCUCAUUUGGUUCAAGGAGCUCUGGAUUAUCAGUGCGACAGUUGUGCGGAAACAAAAGCUGGUCCAGAGGGGUGCCAAUCUACGUAGAGAUCGUGGUCGCUGGUAUGGGCCAGCGAGUGUUGUUGCAGUCGAAGGGUCCAAGAAUGUUUGGUUGAAUCAUGCUGGAAAGCUAGUGCGCACGAGCCCUGAGCAACUUCGUGCAGCCAGUUUUCGGGAGUGGAAGCAGGCCAAAGAGUUGCUCACAGAGUCUGGCCCAGGGAACUCAGAUUUACAGAGAGCCCUCAAUGAUGGCAGUUUCAUUGAUGUAGAUGGGGAGGAUUUUCCUGACUGGGAAGCUGAAACAGAGGGAUAUGACCCAUCAAUUGGGGAGCCCGAAGGAGAGUUGUCAGUUCAGCCACCUGGGACACCUAAUGGGGAGUUGAGCAAUCAGUCUGAACCGCCUCAAGGAGUGGAACAGUCAGAGAAUGAACUCCCUGAUUACGUGCGUGUGCCGGUUCCAGAAAGUGUCAGUGAGUCCGAUGGUGAUGCCUCACAGGCGGGCGUCAAUCUUGAACCAACGGAUGACCUUCUGUUUGGAGAUGACAUCACCAUGUCUGCAGAUGAUAGGUGUUGCCAGUUCUGGGAGAUUGAAAUUCCUGUUGAAAACCAUGAAGAGCAUGCACUGUUUUGCGCUGGAUCAGCAGAUGAAAGUGUGUUGUUGGUGACUGGAGCAAAGAAGAAACGAGUUGAAGUCCGUUUGAGUGAUUUAAGCAGUGCUGACCAACAGCGCAUGGCGGUGGCCAAGCACAAAGAAAUAGGCGCCUGGCUCAAACAUGGAACUGUGAGAAAAGCAUCCAAAGGAAAAAAUCCUGAGGAAGCAAUCAUGCGCUGCCGAUGGCUGCUCACCUGGAAAUCAGCCUCACCUGAGGAUCACCCCAAGGAUGUGAGUGAGGGUCGUAAGGCAAAGGCCCGGUUGAUUGUUGUUGGAUACGAGGAUCCUGGAGUUGGGGUGGUUCAAAAUGAUUCACCCACACUCACCAAAGAUGGAAGACAGAUGGUGGUGCAACAGGUGAGUAGUCAUGGUUGGGAACUAGUUUCCUUCGAUGUCUCAACUGCCUUUCUUCAAGGCGAAGGAGACGGCCGCUUGCUUGGUUUGUAUCCCACCCCAGAGUUAACAGAAGCCCUUGGGUUGGAACCUGGUGAUCAGUGUCAAUUGGUAGGAAAAGAGAAAUAUGCCCAUCAGGGAGGUUUGAUUUUUGUCACGACUCCAGAGUUGCUGGAGAACAAGAGAUCAGUGGUAGCACCAGUUGUUUACCAUUUGCACCUUGGCCGCAACUAUUGGUUCACCUCCAGCGGUGGGCAGCGGUGCGGAUUGAGCCAUUGGUGGGAAAAGCAGCAGAGGCGUUGCUGCUGGUGGCUGCUGUUGAAGCGAGGAAAUGUGCAAAAAUUGCAAGCCAUCAAGAAGACAGCUGCUUGGGCAUCGGAUUCCUUCGCACUGCUUCGAUGCGAUGGCACAGUUUCGACUUGGGGGGAGCCGACAGAAGGCGGCAAUAGCUCCUCUGCUCAAGACCGCCUUCAACACAUCGUGGACGUCGUUGGUUCCCAGAGUGCAUUUACAGCUUUGCGGAGUGAUGGCGAGAUUGUGACUUGGGGUCACAAAGACUUCGGCAGUGCCUUGGGUGGGCACAAGGAUUUUCUGAAAGACGUCACAGAGAUUGUCGCAUCCGGGCGCGCGUUUGCAGCAAUCCUCAAAGAUGGGACCGUGAUAUCUUGGGGAGACAAAAAAUAUGGUGGCGACUGCAGCGCAGUGAAGGACCGGCUGAAAGAUGUGAGGUCUCUGGCAGCCAGCUUCUCGGCAUUUGCAGCCAUCUGUGGAGGUGGUCAUGUGGUAUCCUGGGGCAAUGAAGCAUCUGGGGGAUCCUGUGAGAACGUCAAGGAUGAGCUGGUAAAUGUCCGACAACUCAGUGCCACUGACGCUGCCUUUGCAGCCCUCUUGGCUGAUGGGAAGGUUGUAACCUGGGGGGCCGAUGGAGACGGAGGCAAGUCGGAGAAUCUGGAGAAAGUUCAGGAGAUCUCUGGAACCUCUAAAGCCUUCGCCGCAAUCUUGACCGAUGGUACAGUGCGGACUUGGGGCGAUCCCUCCAAGGGUGGAGACUGCAGUUUGGUCCAGGAGAAGUUGAAACAUGUCCAACGUCUUUAUCCUUCUGGUCGUGGUUUCGCAGCUCUACUCUCAGAUGGCCACGUUGUGAGUUGGGGUGAAGUUUCAGAUACUCGCGGUGUAGAGGAUGAGCUGCUGGACAUUCGUUACAUCGCCUCCUCCUACGGCGCCUUUUUGGCGUUGCGUGGUGAUGGGACGGUCGUCAGCUGGGGCGACCAAAACUAUGGUGCCAACACGAAUCGCUUGAAGGGUGAGCUGAGCAAUGUGCAAAUCAUCUCUGGUGCCAGUGAAGGCUUCGCAGCCAUCCGAGCCGAUGGGAGAAUCAUUUGCUGGGAUCGUAUUGGACAAGUUGACUUGAAGGUCCAUGCGUAG
Cladocopium goreaui is the source of this 4143-nucleotide messenger RNA. The record is from the annotation of a GenBank genome assembly. Lineage: Eukaryota; Dinophyceae; Suessiales; Symbiodiniaceae.